AAAUCAGUAGCCAACAAAAAAAAUAGAAACACCAUGAAGAAUGGUAGCAUCUCCCGUGGAGGAUCAAUCAUAUUUGUCAAUUAUGACGAACGACUCAAAAUAAAGUUCGGUAGGAAGCCAACAAUAGUUGAAUCUUUUAAUCGGAUGCAUAAGACAAAGCAAGGCAUGGAAGGAUAUGUGGAUAAGAGAAGUGAAGCUAUCAUGACAAAGUAUUCAGCUGAAUACUCCAAAAAAUAUGGUGAUGCCUCUACCUUAGAUGCUUCACCACGUGAUUAUAACUUGUGGUUUGAGGCAACUGAUGUCCCAACUCAUGGCCGUGUCUAUGGCUUUAGUCCUUUAGAGGAUCUCACUGGAAUUAUUGGGCAAUCAUCAUCCUCUUCCACCUCUAUAAGUCAAGCUCCAGAGUUGUACACGCGUGAAGACUUUCUAGGUAUUCUUGAGCACAAAAAGAAACCGUGGCAAGAGGAGGUUCUUCAAAAGAUAAGAGAAGAGAUUGGCUUUGGACCAAGGCAUGCAAAUCAGAAGAGUAAUGGUGAUUCUGGUUUUGCUGUUCAUGCUUCAUUAUGAUUGCUUUUGCCUUAGAUGAUAGGUCUUUGCAUUCUUAUAAGGAAUGAAAUCAUUGUUGAUUUCUAUGACA
Molecule: messenger RNA, 637 nt
Organism: Phoenix dactylifera (date palm)
Lineage: Eukaryota; Viridiplantae; Streptophyta; Magnoliopsida; Arecales; Arecaceae
Source: RefSeq, a predicted model, not a curated record